Colletotrichum scovillei is the source of this 3135-nucleotide messenger RNA. RefSeq lists its product as uncharacterized. Gene Ontology annotation, cellular component: nucleus. Gene Ontology annotation, biological process: positive regulation of transcription by RNA polymerase II. Bases 1013 to 2584 code for a protein of 523 amino acids. Gene Ontology annotation, molecular function: DNA-binding transcription factor activity, RNA polymerase II-specific; zinc ion binding; transcription cis-regulatory region binding. The transcript has 2 exons. Lineage: Eukaryota; Fungi; Ascomycota; Sordariomycetes; Glomerellales; Glomerellaceae. The record is from RefSeq and is a predicted model, not a curated record.
AAACGAGCGAGCAAAGCGGCGUUCCAAGCCAUAGAAGCCAAGCAGACAAAAUACCCUCCAGCACAGCCGUUGCCUCGCGGCGGCUUUGCCUAAUCCAAAAUCACCAUCCCACGUCUCCCAUUGCUUUCCCCAUCCCUACCUUGUCUUUUUGCUUGCCCACACACCCCAAGCUGGCUGCGUGUUCCGUUCCCCUAGACUCCUGGUAGCCUUGACCCUCUCUGGGUCUACCUGCUCGUCCUCUCUCUUCCCCGUUCUCCUUCGUCCAACCCCUGGUUCCCCCCCUCCGUCAGGUUACACUUCUCAAAAGGGGGGGUUGCAGGAUACAUUGUCUGCAGUACUUGACUUGACCACCACCCAAGCCCACCAAACAAGACCAAACCAAACGCCUCAAGUCUCCGUCGUCCCGAUACCGAAUAUCAAUCCCUCAUGAUCACCAUGGAUCAGACCGCUCCCUCAGCCUGACUGCUCGCUCGAUCAAAUCCAUGCGCGCCAUGCCCGAAGCUUAAUCUCACAUCCCAGGCCCCUACCAGUAGACUGUAGUCUUGUCUUGUCCUCCUCCUUCUGCCCAACAACCAUAACAUAACAUCACUUCUACAUCCCAUUUCCUCCUUAACUCCUUCGGCAAUUACUGAUCUUCGCCCGUCCACUGCAACGCCGGUUCCCCAACGUACUCUCCAACGCACUCUCGACUUGCUAGUUACAUUCAACGAACCCGGACUGCACACACACACAUACAUUCUCUGCCCGCACCGCCAAAAGCCCACAGCAUCAACCCGAGGACGACGGCUAUUCAACCUUGGCAAUACAGAAAUCGAGGAGGAUUCACACCGUUGAAGAGACAGAAUCCCGAGAACGCAACGCUUACACGUAUUAAUCAUCAACGACCCGCCACUGGCCUCUAUCGACCCAGAUUUCUUGCGUGUCCUGGCCGUGUCACUCUUGUUCUCUCCCCACAGAACUUUGUCUGUUGGAGCACAUCGAAUGGACUACCCCACCUGAAUCUUGAUUCACAAUGCCCGUCGCAAAGGCGUGCGCGCCGUGCUACUAUCAGAAGUCAAAAUGUACCUUCUCGGAAGGUAACCCGCAAUGCGAUCGCUGCAUGAUGAACGGGCGGGAUUGCGUCUUUGUACGCCCCGUGCCAAGGUCAGCAGUCAAGGGGAGGUCAAAGGUCGCAGUCAGGAGCAAGAUCAUGGGCAACGGUGUGCCAUGUCCGAAUCCGAUCCCUCGAAAGGCCAACGUGAUUGUCCCGACGACAGCGCCACCGACGACGACGACGACGACGACGACGACUGUCGCCCGCGUCAGCUCCCCGCCGUGUUCCGUAUCACGAAAGCCGAGUAUAGCGACGGCCUCGAGCGUCGGCAGUCCUCCCGACGAUGCUUCGUCCGACUCGUCAACCGAAUCGGCAUCGAGUCCUCCUUCCAAGAUCCUUGAGUCACUCAGUCCGUACGGUAGCACGCUGGGCCGGUUAGAUACCGUCGAACGCAAUUCCCUAUCGCGAUUACUGCACAAGUCCAACUUCAUGCAGUACUUCAUCAGCCCAACGUUCGUCGACAGCAUGCAGUUGGACAUGACAGUCCAUCUGUUUUCCAUGUUCGACCAGGGCAAGGACGCCUACAUCGCCAUGUACAGCGCAUUCGCCUCAUCAAUGGGAUUGGAGACGGGCGAAUACGACCCGGAAGCGAAUCUACACCGCGGCGCAAUGGCUGUCGAACACCUUCGAUCCUGUCCACUGCCUACACUCAAGCGCGACGAACUGCUACCGUGGGCAGGCUUGGGAUUGGGAAUCGUGUACUUCUCCAACAUGGCCCUCGGCACCAGUGCGGCGCCUGUACGACGAUACGUGCUUAGCCACAUUCGCCAUCUUCUAGGAACCUCACAAAUAUCCAGCUCACGGACACACUAUAUCCUUGUAUACAUGACGGCUGUCGACAUCAACGAAUGCCUGAUGCAGCGCGAACUUCCAGUGUGUGGAAUCGCACCUCCUGAAGCGGGCCAUGUCGAUGCGUAUGUUGGCGUGUGUAUGCCAUUGCUGCAACACAUGUACGACUUGUGCCGAAUCAGCUACCAUCUCUACCACGAAGUCGACGUCGAAGAACAGACGCAAGCAUUGGACGAAGUGGAGCAAGAAAUCGAAGCAUGGCAGCCUGUCAUCCCGCCAGACUUUACAAACCGCUUUACCACGACCGAGGUCAUCCACAUGCUGGCCCAAAGCCGCAUCUACAAGACGGCAGCAAUGCUGUACAUUCACCGACUAAGGUACAAGUUUGGCGAGAAAGAUGAUAUGGCAUCUGCAAUGGCAAAGAGCAUCAUCUCAGACCUGCAGAUGACGUUCACAGUCUCGCAAGACAAGCAACGCUGUGUCAGCUUUCCGUACACCCUUGCAGCCAUCGAAGCAAAGGACGCGGCCGAGCGGGAGAUUGCCAUGGAUGCCAUCAAGUCGCUCAUCGAUAGCGGCAACAGCAAAUACCGCAGCAGCAUGGAAACAUUCCUCAAAGCCGUGUGGGAUAUUCGGGACAACCAACCAGGAGCAUCUUGGCUCGACUUCAUGCAAACUCUGCCGCCGAUCUCGGUGGGCGUAUAGCGGAGCGGUCCCUUUUUAAGGUUUUUCUUUUCUUUUCUUGACCUGGACUGUCUUCAAGACUUAUGGAUUUAUUCUACUUUUGCUUUGGGGCGAGGCGGUGAGAUAUCAUUCUGUUUAUGUACACGGCUGAUGGGAAAUACUCCUCAUGGUACGAUUGCCGCAAGGCAACUCCACGGAGGAUUUGAGUUUUCUUUGUCUUUUUUUUUUCUCCGUUCGUUGGCUUAACGUGGAGGCACCUCAUCAAGGAGUCGAGGCCUGCACUACAUACACUCUUGUGUUUUUUUCUUCUUCUCUCUAUGGCACGGCGGUGACUGCGGGAUGCAGAGGAGCAUGACGGGACUUUUGCAGCAAUGCUCAAAAAAGGGAACGGGUUUUUAGAAGCCUCGGUAGGAAUCCGAAGGUUACGAAAGGUGUCUGCCCACCAUGGGAGGGGCCCCCCAAAGAGACAUCAUGAUCUACCUAUGGGUUUGUGAUACCAUUCUCUCGUUUCAUUACCAAUACAGACUUCACAAUCUCCAUAUACCCCCCCGCUCAUUCUCCGAUCGCCUGGC